This is a messenger RNA of Emiliania huxleyi CCMP1516, 357 nucleotides long. RefSeq lists its product as hypothetical. The annotation marks the transcript as partial. The record is from RefSeq and is a predicted model, not a curated record. The transcript has a single exon. Lineage: Eukaryota; Haptophyta; Isochrysidales; Noelaerhabdaceae.
AUGAAGGUCGCUGUCGCCUUGCCACUCGCCGUCCUGUGGGUCACGGCGACGCUGGCCUGCUCCGCCUACCUCGUCAGCGGCACCUGGUCCAAGACAUCGCGCGUCCAAGAGCAGAUCCUUCCCGCAAGCCCCGACCCGCCGCACCCAAAGCCGCCCGGCGGCGGCGGCCACAGCGCAGCAGCCACCGCCGCAGGCAGCGCGGCAGUGCCGGUGGUGGAGCGCACUUUGCCGCCACCACCAUCGCCGCCGCCGCCGCCGCCGCCGCCGCCGCCGCCGCCGCCGCCGCCGCCGCCCAGCGCCUCGCCGCCGCCGCCGCCAUCGCCAUCGCCGAGCGCCUCGCCCGGCACGUCUCCAAUG